AUGGGACUGAUUGAACACUGUAAAGAACUGUUUAAGACAUCAGACCUCUACGCCGUGCUCGGAGUGACAAAGAGCGCAAGUGAUGCUGAGAUCCGUCGUAGUUAUUAUAAAGUGUCGCUGCAGGUUCAUCCGGACAGGGCGCUCGAUGACUCAAAAGCCACUGAGAAAUUCCAGAUUUUGGGAAAGGUGUACUCUGUAUUAAGUGAUAAAGAGCAACGCGCCAUUUAUGAUGAGCAAGGCGUUAUCGAUGAGGAAAACGACCCGUUGGAUCAGGACCGUAAUUGGGAGGAGUACUGGAGACUGCUGUUCCCUAAGAUCACGGUGCAGGACAUCAAGGUCUUUGAGGAGAAGUAUAAGGGAAGUGAGGAGGAGAGACAGGACUUGAUACGUCUGUAUGAACAUCACUAUGGUGACAUGGAUGCCAUCAUGGCUGCAGCGUUGUGUUGUAGUCAGGAGGAUGAGCCCAGAAUCCAGUCCAUCAUACAGAAUGCCAUAGACGCGGCAGAGCUCACAGCCUACCCUGCCUUCACACAGGAGAGUGAGAAGAAGAAAAAAGCCCGCAAACAGAGGGCUGAUAAGGAGAGGAACGAAGCAGAGGAGUUGCAGAAAGAGAUGGGACUCCACGCUGAGGACAGCCUGGCCAUGCUGCUCCAGAAACGCCAGAAGUCCAGAGAGCAGGGAUUCAAUUCCUUCUUGUCUGACCUAGAAGCCAAAUAUUGCAAAAAAGGAGGGAGGGCCAGCGGAGGAAAGAAAGGAAAAAAGUGA
This is a messenger RNA of Chanos chanos (milkfish), 765 nucleotides long. Its product is annotated as dnaJ homolog subfamily C member 9-like. Bases 1 to 765 code for a protein of 254 amino acids. Gene Ontology annotation, cellular component: nucleus; cytoplasm. Lineage: Eukaryota; Metazoa; Chordata; Actinopteri; Gonorynchiformes; Chanidae. The record is from RefSeq and is a predicted model, not a curated record. The transcript has 5 exons. Gene Ontology annotation, molecular function: heat shock protein binding.